Molecule: messenger RNA, 3699 nt
Organism: Monosiga brevicollis MX1
Lineage: Eukaryota; Choanoflagellata; Craspedida; Salpingoecidae
Exons: 22
Coding region: 1-3699 (1232 amino acids)
Source: RefSeq, a predicted model, not a curated record
AUGAAGCUGCGCCACCACCGCUACGGUUCUCGCCGUCACCGUCACCGUUACCUCUCUCUCUCUCUCUCUCUCUCUCUCUCUCUCUCUCUCUCUCUCUCUCUCUCUCUCUCUCUCUCUCUCUCUAUGCGCGCGUGCAGUGCACCUUUAUCAAAAGAUCUUGAACAGCUCCAGAAAAAUCCGUGUUGUUCCACACACACACACUCUCUCUCUCUUUUUCUUUCUCUCUCUUUCUCUCUCUCUCGCUUUCUCUCUCUCUACACACAGGAGCAUUACACAACACAUGCGAACCACAACCACGAGCACAACAUGUCGAGCCGAAUCAGCACAACGUCUGAUCGCCAGGGUCGACGUGACGGCUUCUAUCGUCAAACCCGCAGUCAACCCGAGAAUCAGCUCAAUCAACAGAAUGCUACUCGUGGAUUUCGGCUAGAGCCUAUCCAAACCCGCGGCGAGACCUUUGCCACACAACGCCUCGAUUCCAACAAGAACAACCUCCAUCGUGUUGCCGAAACCUUUGCGAAACAGCUCAAUCGCGUGCUCAGCAUACAAUCGGAGCAGGCGGGCACGCAAAUUACCAGCCACUUUUCUGACUGGAAACGUGCCUUGCGCUCAGAGCGCAAGCGCUCAGAUGAUUGGUACAAGCAUCUUGCCAAUCUUGACGUUGACAUUGAGGAACCCGUCACGCUUCCAGUGGCCGAACCACAAGAACACUUGAAGUGUCUUCUCGAGUAUAGAGUGCACAUCAAAAGAGCUGUGUGGUUCAUCAAGGCUUACAGCUGUAUCAAAUCUUCGGGGCCGGCGCCGCCGGCUGAUGUGUGGACCCACGAGAUUGCCCGUCGGCUUGAGCAAUGCUAUUACCAGCAGGCCAUGGGCUCGCCCGCCAAUAAUUCAAAGGACUUGAUCGACGAAUGGCAAUAUCUUUGGCGCUUGAUGCUCACGGGGCUGGACGAGGUCCAGCGCGCCCUUGCAUUCAUGCCAUAUCUCACCGACGUUCUCAAACAAGCCAUUGAGUCACAAGAGCUAUGCAUUACUAUUGUUAGCGAGCUGACACCAUUCAUCAGCCGCCCCAUUCAGGGCGAGAGCACCCAGUUGUUGCAAUUGCAAGAUCUAUGCGUGGAUGUUUGUGAGACCAUUGUCUUGGCGCGGCCCCACUUUUGCAUCUUACACUCGCCCGAUGCGUGCUACCAACUCGCCGAGGCUCUGGCCCCGCGCGCGGCCAUCCACCCCCCUCUCCAGUGUGCCCUGGGCAUCAUCAAGAGCAUAUCCCAAACCCUUUAUUCCUCACGACCUUCAAGCACUGAAAACCGCGUCUGGACUCCUUUGCUGGUACAAUCGUGGCUCAGCGUGCUUGCCGAUGGGCCCACAACCGACACACUCAAGAACUUGCACACGUUUGGUCAAAGCAAGCAUCUUGUUGGAGCAAACAUCGACCUCAGCAGCUGGCAGAACUUGCUUGAAGCUGAACUCUUGAAGCUGUUUCGGGGACCUGAAAUUGGAAACUCGGGCUCUUCAACACGAGCCAGCACACCCGCCGCUGACUCUGGAAAGCAGCAGCACAAGGACAUAUUCGUCGCCUCGGAUGAGUUGCGGCGCGCUCUGCCGCCAGGCUCAUUAAUCCAAAGCCUGGUUGGGAGCACCGGUACCGAUGUUGGGGAGCUGGUGAAACCAGCAGCCGAUGCUCUGUCCCGCAUGCUGCAGCAUGCCACCACGGCCGCACAACUGGGUGCCGUCGGCAUUCUUGUGACCAUCCUGACCCGAGACCUCGGCCUCUCCACUUUUGUGUUGCAAACUACGACAUGCAGCCGCUCGGAACAUGGGUUUGGCACAAGCGCAAGACUUGGUUGUAGCUGCAAGUCAAGGCCAGACCAUGCCAAGUGCGGAGACCCUGACGCCUCACUCGAAGACCAGGACGAGCUCGACGAGAGCCAAGGCCAGGCGCUGCGCGUCGUGGCUUUGGACCUUUGCUUGCAGCUCUACCUGGCGGCCGGCAAUGCACAAGCUGCAUUGGAUGCUUUCCAACGGGUGGUUGUGACAGGAAGCUUGGCGCCUAGCGAUGCUGUUGAACUCUACGCAAAAUCUUUAUUAUGUUCUACCCAUGGACCCUUGUUGUGCCUGGCUCAGCGCUAUGCGCCCUUGAUCAAUACCCUUGUAGCCGCUCUGCCUCCUCGCAAGGAUCCACACACCGUGGAGGAGUGUCAAACGCGGCAAUACCUGGCCCGUCUUGAGCCAGGGCCGGAGGCUGGGUGGCCGUCGGUGGACCCCGUCGCCGUCUCAGAUCAACGCGCGGCGCUCCAAGACUUCACCUUGAAAGAAGUGAUUGAGAAUCCCUCCUUGAAGGCUUUGGAGGAGCAUUCGGCGUGGAGCGAAAGUGCUGACAAUGCAGCUGGCCUCCUGGCCUCCUUGAUGGCCGUGGUUCUGGGCCGCGAUACCACCCACAUUCAUCGUCUGCAUGAUGCUGAAUAUGUCAACAGUUUGACCGAGGUGAUCAUCGCCGUGAGCCGCCGCUUCCCAGCCGGCCAGCAUGCGCUGACGCGUGAAAUUAAUCGCCUCAGUGCACUGGACGUGCAGGCCCUGCACAACUUGCCAGUUGCGCGUGCCAUCACCUCGGUCCUGUGUGCUGCCCUGGAAGCUGGGUUCACCCCCUCCAUCAACAAGCUUGUCGGCUUUGUUAGCAACUCUCGCACCGACCCUGUCACCCCACGGCUGUGCCUGCUGAUGUUUGUGCACAGAGUCGUUGUUGAACGUCGCCCUUACUGGCGAACUUUCAUGACCUUCCGAGACCUUGUCGAGCAAAGCAUGCGGCUUGAGCUGCUCGCCGAGAUCUUUGUUGACGACAUGACGUGUGACCUGAUCUUUGGCAUCAUCAAUAAACGAAGUUCAAAUGACAUCUUGCGUAAUCUUGACGAUUUGAUUGCCUUGCGAGAGCCCGGCUGGCUGGAUUACGCUAGCAAGCAAAGUCUGGCGUCGGACGCACCCUUUUUCCUACGCCUCCUCUCCUCUCCAGUUGGCCACCUCGUGCGAUUGCGAGCCAUGCUAUGUGACCCCAAGGUCUUUGAAGAGCCAGCCGUUCGGGGCGCACUCCUGGAUGAUGUCAUCUUGCAGCAACCCACGAAUCGGUGCCCCUUGUUAUUGUUGCUGUUUGAGAGCUUUGCCCCGGGCACGCUCAAGGUGCUACCAGAUGAGCUCUUCAAAUGCUGGAUACGGUCCGAACCGGCUGACACAAAGCCUGUUCAUGAGCUGGAGCGCCUGGUCUCAGUUGUCUUGAAGCAAAACUCGAGCUCUGCGACAGUGGAUUGGCUGGCCAAUCUCAACAAGCUUCUCGAGCAAAGGCCGAGCCCCAGCUUGAUUCUCGCUCUUUUAAAGAUUGUUAGCAGUGCAACACAAAUCUUGUGCACUCGCAUGAACCAGUUUGUUCGUGAGCAGCUCAAAUGUCUCUGUACCAACGUGGUGCAGCAUCUUGUCUCCAUUUACCAGAAGAGCGGCCGUUUGCCUCUUGAGAUCUAUUACACAUUCCUUCUGUUUUCACACCAACUUGCGGGCGAGCUUCAGUUUCGCAGUGUCGGCAAAGAAAUUUUGGCCAGCCAAGAGAUUCCUGCGGAAGCAUUGCCAUGGUCAGUGCGAUUGGUGGUCAAUUUUGCCUCUGUUUGGCAAGACCAAACGCGCGUAGUGCAACACGUGUCUACGGUUUUGUCCUCAUGA